UGUACCUUUUCCAAUCCCGGGCUGUAUAUGGAGAUUUGGGAUUCUUUAAACCGGCGCUACCUGGAUUUUAUUAAAAAGCGGGGAGCUCGGCGGGAGGAAAGCUGGCUUUUCCGGGGGCUGCGGGAGCCGGGCCGCGGGAGGGCGGAGGAGUUGGCGCGCCGAGCGCUCGGCCCGGGGAGCGGUUUUCUACCAAAAAAAGGAAAGGCGGGCAAAAAGUGUGAGGCGGCUGCGGGUGGCGGAGGGGAGCGGCGGCCGCGGGAUGGCGGGCAGCACCGGCGCCUAGCUGCGCCGAGAGUCGGGGCUGCUACCGGAGUCGCUGUCGCUGGAGCCCGGAGCCCGGAGCCCCGCCGCGCCAGACGCCGUGUGCCCAGUCUCUCGAAACUCUUCCUGGCCACCCAGAGGGGCCCCACCACCGGUCGUCUGUGCGCCUCGGGCCACCGGCCCGCCUCCGAGCGCAAGCCCCGCUGGCCGCCGCCAUGCACACCGCGGAGCCCCCGCCACCCGAGGACUCUGGGACUACAUCGAGGCCGAACUUUUAGAUCCCACUGAGCAAGGCCGGCAGGCCAGGUGGAGGGCUGGCCGCGGCACUCCCGCGGAGGAUGGAUGGCCGAGACUUCGGGCCCCAGCGGUCCGUGCACGGCCCCCCGCCGCCGCUACUGUCUGGCUUGGGCAUGGACAGCCACCGCGUGGGUGCGGCUACUGCCGGACGCUUGCCCGCCUCGGGCUUGCCCGGCCCUUUGCCGCCCGGGAAAUACAUGGCCGGCCUCAACCUCCACCCGCACCCGGGCGAGGCCUUCUUGGGCAGCUUUGUGGCCAGCGGGAUGGGGCCCUCGGCCUCAUCCCAAGGGAGCCCGGUGCCCCUGCCCUCUGACCUCUCCUUCCGCUCCCCUACCCCCAGCAACCUGCCCAUGGUGCAGCUGUGGGCCGCCCACGCCCAUGAAGGCUUCUCCCACCUGCCCAGCGGGCUGUACCCAUCCUACCUCCACCUGACCCACCUGGAACCCCCCAGUAGCGGGAGUCCCCUCCUCAGCCAGCUGGGCCAGCCCASCAUCUUUGAUACCCAGAAAGAUGGCUUCUACCUGCCCACGCCAGGACCCCCAGGCGCCCUGCAUUCUCAUGCGCCCUCCUCCAGGACUCCUAGUGGUCACUCCUCAGGCACCCCGGCCAAGUCGUCCCGGGAAGGUGCAGCCAAGGAGCGCCGCGGCGGGGAGCCGCCCCCAUUGUUCGGCAAGAAGGACCCACGGGCACGCGAGGAGGCAGCUGGGCCACGUGGUGUGGUGGACCUGACCCAGGAGGCGCGGGCUGAGGGCCGCCAGGACCGUGGACCCCCGCGCCUAGCUGAGCGCCUAUCGCCCUUCCUGGCCGAGGCCAAGGGCAAGAGCGCCCUGCAGCCCUCGGCCCUGGGCAUGUGCAACGGCGUGGCGGACACCGGGCUGCCUGCGCUGGUGGUGGAGGCCGGCCGCAGUGGCACCAAGGAGGUGGCCCGGCCGGAUGAGAGCUCGCGACUGCUGCGGCGCGCGGAGGCCCUGCUGCCUGCGCCGCGCCCCUGCCCCUCGCCGCUGCCCCCACCGCCACCCAAGGGGCCGCCGGCGCCCCCAGCCCCUGCGCCCACCGGUGUCUACACCGUGUUCCGUGAGCCGGGCCGUGAGCACCGCGUGGUGGCGCCCACCUUCGUGCCUUCCGUGGAGGCCUUCGACGAGCGCGCGGGGCCCAUCCAGAUUGCAUCGCAGGCGCGCGACGCCCGGGGCCGAGAGCGUGAGGUGGGCAGGCCUGGGGUGCUGCAGGGGCCGGGCUCCCCGCGGCCGGAGCGGCCCGAGGUCCUGCGCGAGAAGAGCUCCGUCAUCCGCUCGCUCAAGCGCCCCACKCCCGCCGACGCCCUUCCGGCCCGCGCCUUGCGCGCCUCCCCGGACUCACGCACCUACCUGCCGGCCAAGGAGCUGCCCAAGCCCGAAGUGGAGCCAAGACCCUGCGAGCGCACGCCCCGCGGCCCUGCAGCCGCCCAGCAGGCCGCCAAGCUCUUUGGCCUGGAAYCUGCGAGGCCUCCUGCGCCCACCGGCCCCGAGCACAAGUGGAAGCCUUUUGAGCUGGGCAACUUUGCCACUACGCAGAUGGCCGUGCUGGCCGCCCAACACCACCAUGCCAGCCGUGCCGAGGAGGAGGCCGCCGCCGCCUCCAAGAAAGCCUACCUGGACCCCGGGGGUGCCCUGCCCCGGGCCUCGGCCACCAUUGGCCGGCCUGGGGCCGACCUGCAUCCCUCAGCCCACGCCCCCGGAGAGGCCUCCGCCAUGCAGAGCCUCAUCAAGUACAGUGGCAGCUUUGCCCGGGAGGCGGUGGCCGUGCGCCCAGGUGGCUGUGGCAAGAAGAGCCCUUUUGGAGGCCUGGGCACCAUGAAGCCGGAGCCCGCCCUCACAACCACGGCUGCCUCCCGCUCCCAGGCCCGGCUCCCCCAUCCUGGUGGCCCAGCAGCGGGCGGGACCCGGCAACUGAAGCGGGACCCAGAGAGACCCGAGAGUGCCAAAGCCUUUGGSCGGGAGGGCUCUGGUGCCCAGGGGGAGGCUGAAGUGCGACACCCACCAGUGGGCAUUGCUGUGGCUGUAGCUCGACAGAAGGACAGUGGCGGCAGUGGCCGACUGGGACCUGGGCUGGUGGACCAGGAGCGCUCCUUGUCUCUGAGCAACGUCAAAGGGCACGGCCGGGCCGAUGAUGACUGUGCGGAUGACCGAGCUCGGCACCGAGAAGAGCGGCUGCUGGGGGGACGGCUGGACCGGGACCAGGAGAAGCUGCUUCGAGAAAGUAAGGAGCUGGCUGACCUGGCCCGCCUGCACCCCACCAGCUGUGCUCCCAAUGGCCUGAACCCCAACCUCAUGGUUACUGGGGGCCCUGCGCUGGCUGGCUCUGGGCGCUGGUCCGCUGACCCUGCUGCCCACCUGGCCACACACCCCUGGCUGCCCCGCUCGGGCAGCACGUCCAUGUGGCUCACCGGACACCCCUAUGGCUUGGGCCCCCCUUCUCUGCACCAGGGCAUGGCUCCUGCCUUCCCACCCAGCCUCGGGGGUUCUCUGCCGUCCGCCUACCAGUUUGUCAGGGACCCCCAGUCAGGCCAGCUGGUGGUCAUCCCUAGUGAUCACCUGCCUCACUUUGCGGAGUUGAUGGAGCGGGCCGCCGUGCCGCCGCUCUGGCCCACCCUGUACCCACCGGGACGCAGCCCCCUGCACCACGCCCAGCAGCUGCAGCUCUUCUCCCAGCAGCACUUCCUGCGGCAGCAAGAGCUCCUGUACCUGCAGCAGCAGGCGGCCCAGGCCCUGGAGCUGCAGAGGAGCGCCCAGCUGGUGCAGGAGCGGCUGAAGGCCCAGGAGCAUCGGGCUGAGAUGGAGGAGAAGGCGAGCAAGAGGGGCCUGGAGGCUUCGGGCAAGGCUAACCUGGCUACUGCUGGCCCGGGGCUGCUGCCUCGAAAGCCCCCUGGCCUGUCCGCUGGCCCCUCGGGCACCUAUGGCAAGGCCAUGAGCCCACCACCAUCUCCCCGCGCCUCUCCUGUGGCUGCUCUGAAGGCCAAGGUCAUCCAGAAGCUAGAGGACGUGUCCAAGCCACCCACCUACGCUUACCCUGCCACGCCUAGCUCCCACCCCAGCAGCCCACCACCCGCCUCCCCACCGCCCACCCCCGCCCUCACCCGCAAGGAGGAGGCCCCUGAGAACGUGGUGGAGAAGAAGGACCUGGAGCUGGAGAAGGAAGCCCCCAGCCCUUUCCAGGCCCUGUUCUCAGAUAUCCCACCCAGGUACCCGUUCCAGGCCCUGCCUCCACACUAUGGCAGGCCCUACCCGUUCCUGCUGCAGCCUACAGCAGCCGCCGAUGCGGAUGGCCUGGCCCCCGACGUGCCGCUCCCCGCUGACGGGCCUGAGCGCCUGGCACUCUCCCCUGAGGACAAACCUAUCCGCCUGUCCCCCUCCAAGAUCCCAGAGCCCUUGCGGGAAACCCCAGAGGAAGAAGCACUGGCCGAUCGGGAGGUGAAGGCAGAAGUGGAGGACGUGGACGAGGGUCCCGCAGAGCUGCCCGCCCUGGAGUCACCACUGGCCCUGCCUGUCCCAGAAACCAUGGUGGCUGUGAGCCCCGCAGGUGGCUGCGGAGGUGGUCUGCUGGAGGCCCAGGCGUUGAGUGCAGCUGGACCGGGCUGCCCCGAGGGCUCUGAGCACCCAGACUUUGCAGACAGCGCCGAAGCGCAGGUGGAGUUGCCGGGCAGGACAGAAUCUGGCGCGGUCACCCUGGAGCUUGGGGGGCGGUUGACGCCCGAGCCGCUGGUGGAGGCUAAGGAGGAGCCAGUGGAGGUGCCCCUGGAGGUGCCCAUGGAGGUUCCUGUGGUGGAGGCAGAGCCGGAGGAAGGCCUGGCCCAGCCGGCCCUGAGCGAGCCCCAGCCCAGUCUGGAACUGCCGGACUGUGACCUGCCCACCAGGGAAGGACAGUGCCCGAGUCUAGAGGACCAGGAGGCUGCACCUGUGCCUGGCAGCACCUGCUACCUUGAAGAGGCAAGCUCCGAGCAGUUCCUGGCUGGCCUGGAGGACCCRCUGGCUGGCAUGAAUGCCCUGGUGGCCGCAGCGGAGCUGCCCCAGGCCAGAUCUCUGCCCCCCCUGGCUUCUGGAGUUCAGGCCUUGGAGAAACUGGAGGUGACCCAGAGCCUGGCCCUGGAGCAGAGCUUCCUGCAGGGCAUCACCCUGCUGAGCGAGAUAGCGGAGCUGGAGAGGAGGAGCCAGGAGGCGGCAGGGACAGAGGCAGGCCUGGCAGUGCGGCCCUCCCUGGAGAGCCUGCUGGCGGCCAGCAGCCACAUGCUGAAGGAGGUACUGGACAGCCCCUUGGUGGACCCGCUCAAGAACCUGCGGCUUCCGCGGGAGCUGAACCCCAACAAGAAGUACAGCUGGAUGCAGAAGAAGGAGGAGCGGAUGUACGCCAUGAAGUCUUCCUUGGAGGAUAUGGAUGCCCUGGAGCUGGACUUCCGGAUGCGGCUGGCCGAGGUCCAGCGGCAGUACAAAGAGAAGCAGCGGGAGCUGGUGAAGCUCCAGCGACGCCGGGACUCCGGGGACAGGCACGAGGAUCCCCAUAGAAGCUUGGCACGCAGAGGCCCUGGCAGGCCGCGGAAACGGACCCACGCCCCGAGCACCCUGUCGCCCCCCCGCAAGAGAGGGAAGAGCCACAACAGUAGCGGAAAGCUGAGCAGCAAGUCCCUGCUGACAUCAGAUGACUAUGAUCUGGGAGCAGGGAUCAGGAAGAGGCACAAGGGUCCUGAGGAGGAACAUGAGGCCCUCAUCGGAAUGGGGAAAGCCAGGGGGAGGAACCAGAGCUGGGAUGAGCAGGAAGCUUCAUCUGACUUCAUGAGUCAGCUAAAGAUCAAGAAGAAGAAGAUGGCCAGCGACCAGGAGCAGUUGGCAAGCAAACUAGACAAGGCCCUGUCCCUCACAAAGCAGGACAAGUUGAAGUCACCCUUCAAAUUUUCGGAUGCCUCUGGGGGGAAAUCCAAAACUAGCGGUGGCUGCGGCAGGUUCUUAACUCCUUAUGAUAGCCUGCUGGGCAAGGACAGGAAGGCACUAGCCAAAGGCCUAGGCCUGUCUCUGAAAUCCUCCAAAGAAGGUAAACACAAAAGGGCCGCCAAAGCCAGGAAGAUGGAGGUGGGGUUCAAGGCCAGAGGCCAGUCCAAGUCGGCCCAUUCCCCGUUCGCCUCGGAAGUGAGCAGCUACUCCUACAAUACGGACUCAGAGGAGGACGAAGACUUCUUGAGGGAUGAGUGGUCUGCCCAAGGCCCCUCCAGCUCCAAACUGACCUCCUCCCUCCUGUGCGGCAUGGUGGCCAAGAACAGCAAGCCCCCCKCGGGCCCCAAGCUGACCAAGCGGGGUCUUGCGGCCCCCCGGACUCUGAAACCCAAGGCGGCCGCCAGCAGGAAGCAGCCGUUUUGCUUGCUGCUUCGAGAGGCCGAGGCACGCUCCUCCUUCAGCGACUCUUCGGAGGACUCGUUUGACCAAGAUGAGAGCUCCGAGGAGGAGGAGGACGAGGAGGAGGAGCUGGAGGAGGAGGAGGCUGGUGGUGGCUAUAGGCUGGGCACCCGAGAGCGGGCCCUGUCGCCAGGCCUGGAGGAGAGUGGUCUGGGCCUGCUGGCCCGGUUUGCAGCCAGCGCCCUCCCCAGCCCCACCGUGGGGCCAUCUCUGUCGGUGGUGCAGUUGGAGGCCAAACAGAAGGCCCGGAAGAAAGAGGAGCGACAGGGCCUGAUGGGCACAGAGUUCGAGUACACGGACUCGGAGAGUGAGGUCAAGGUGCGCAAGCAGUCGCCUGCCGGGCUGCUGCGGCCCAAGAAGGGGCUGGGGGAGCCGGGCCCUUCCCUGGCUGUGCCCCUGGCUGUGCCCCCGCCCAGCGCCCGAGGCCCAGGCCCCACCAGCCCGGACAAGGCCAAGCUGGCAGCGGAGAAGGGGCGCAAGGCGCGUAAGCUACGGGGCCCCAAGGAGCCUGGCUUCGAAGCUGGGCCAGAGGCCAGCGACGACGACCUGUGGACCCGGCGCCGCAGCGAGCGCAUCUUCCUGCACGACGCCUCGGCCGCAGCUCCUGYGCCCAGCAACGCAGCGCCCGCCCCCAAGCCCAGCCGUGGUGGCAAGGGCGGCUCCGCAGUGAGCCCGCGCAAGGACACCGGCCGUGCCAAGGACAGGAAGGACCCCAGGAAGAAGAAGAAAGGGAAAGAGACUGGGUCAGGAGCUGCACUGCCACCACCCCGUGUCCCCGCCCUGCCCUCCGAGGCCAGGGCCCCUCAUGCUGGGCCCCUGGCGACUGCCAAGAGGAGCAAGGCCAAAGCCAAAGGCAAGGAGGUGAAGAAGGAGAACCGGGGGAAGGGGGGUGCUGUGAGCAAGCUGAUGGAGAGCAUGGCGGCUGAGGAGGACUUUGAACCCAACCAGGACUCAAGCUUCUCAGAGGAUGAGCACCUGCCACGAGGCGGGGCUGUGGAGCGGCCUCUUACCCCAGCCCCUCGMUCCUGUAUCAUCGACAAGGAUGAGCUGAAGGACGGCCUGCGUGUUCUCAUCCCCAUGGACGACAAGCUGCUAUACGCCGGGCAUGUGCAGACAGUGCACUCUCCGGACAUAUAUCGCGUGGUGGUGGAGGGCGAGCGCGGGAACCGGCCCCACAUCUACUGCCUGGAGCAGCUGCUGCAGGAGGCGAUCAUAGACGUGAGGCCGGCCUCCACUCGCUUCUUGCCACAAGGGACCAGGAUCGCAGCCUACUGGAGCCAGCAGUACCGCUGCCUGUACCCUGGCACUGUUGUCCGAGGGCUACUGGACCUGGAGGACGAUGGGGAUCUGAUCACCGUGGAGUUUGAUGAUGGAGACACGGGCAGGAUCCCGCUCUCACACAUUCGCCUCCUGCCACCCGACUAUAAGAUCCAGUGUGCCGAGCCUUCCCCAGCCCUCCUGGUGCCGAGUGCCAAACGCCGCAGCCGAAAGACCAGCAAAGACACUGGGGAAGGCAAAGAGGGGGCCCCCACAGGGUCAGAGGAGUCGGGAGCCAAGGCGCGAGGGCGUGGGCGGAAGCCCAGCACCAAAGCCAAGGGAGACAGAGCCAGUGUUCUGGAGGAGGGGGUCUCCACAGAUGAGGUCCCCAGUACCCCUUUGGCCUUGGAGCCUAUCAGCACCCCAAAUUCCAAGAAGAGCCCCCCAGAACCUGUGGACAAGCGGGCCAAGGCCCCCAAGGCUCGCCCGGCACCUCCCCAGCCCAGCCCAGCGCCACCCACCUUCGCCAGCUGCCCAGCUCCUGAGCCCUUUGGAGAGCUGCCAGCCCCUGCUGCAGCCCUGACCCCGGCCCCCCUCAUCACAAUGCCAAUUACCAUGCCUGCCACCCGCCCCAAGCCCAAGAAGGCUCGGGCCACGGAGGAGUCGGGUGCCAAGGGUGCUCGGAGGCCAGGGGAGGAGGCUGAGCUGCUCGUCAAACUGGACCAUGAGGGGGUUACAUCCCCCAAAAGCAAGAAGGCCAAAGAGGCUCUGCUCCUCCGGGAGGACCCAGGGGCUGGAGGCUGGCAGGAGCCCAAGAGCCUGCUGGGCCUGGGUGGCCUGGCCCCGACAGCAGGCAGUAGUGAGCCCAAGAUGGCCUGGCCCAAGGCCCUGGAGGGGGACCUUGCCCAGGAGCCUGGGUCAGGGCUGCCACUGGAGGACACUGGGAAUCCCAAGAGCCCGGACAAGGCCCAGGCCGAGCAGGAUGGGGCUGAGGAGUCGGAGACCAGCAGCAGCGGCAGCAGCAGCAGCAGCAGCAGUAGCAGUAGCAGCAGCAGCAGCAGCAGCGGCUCAGAGACGGAGGGCGAGGAGGACGGCGAGAAGAACGGGGAGGACGGCCGGGGCACAGGGGGCCGGAACUGCAGCGCCUCCAGCUCCAGGGCAUCCUCCCCUGCCUCUUCCUCCUCCUCCUCCUCCUCCUCCUCUUCCUCCUCUUCUUCCUCUUCCUCCUCUUCCUCCUCUUCCUCCUCUUCCUCCUCUUCAUCUUCCUCCUCCUCUUCAUCUUCCUCCUCCUCUUCCUCCUCCUCCUCCUCUUCCUCCUCCUCCUCCUCCUCUUCCUCCACCACAGACGAGGACUCUUCCUGCAGCUCUGAUGACGAGGCAGCUCCUGCCCCUGCGGCUGGCCCCUCUGCCCAGCCGGCCCUCCCUGCCAAGGCUCCCAAGCAGGCUGGCAAGGCGCGCUCCUCGGCCCACUCCACGAGCAAGAAGGCGCCCGCUGCACAGCCCCCGGCCCCUCCACCCCAGCCCCCUCAGCCUCUGCAGUCCAAGGCUCAGGUGGGGGCUGGGGCCAAGAGCCGACCCAAAAAGAGAGAGGGUGUCCACCUGCCCACGACCAAGGAGUUGGCUAAGCGGCAGCGCCUGCCAUCUGUGGAGAACCGGCCCAAGAUCGCCGCCUUCCUGCCUGCCCGGCAGCUCUGGAAGUGGUUCGGGAAGCCCACCCAGCGGCGCGGCAUGAAGGGCAAGGCCCGCAAGCUGUUCUACAAGGCCAUCGUGCGUGGCAAGGAGAUGAUCCGCAUUGGAGACUGUGCGGUGUUCCUGUCCGCCGGCCGCCCCAACCUGCCCUACAUCGGCCGCAUCCAGAGCAUGUGGGAAUCCUGGGGCAACAACAUGGUGGUUCGAGUUAAGUGGUUCUACCAUCCCGAGGAGACCAGCCCGGGCAAGCAGUUCCAUGAGGGCCAGCACUGGGACCAGAAGUCUGGCCGCAGCCUUCCUGCAGCCCUGCGGGCCUCCAGCCAGAGGAAAGACUUCAUGGAGCGUGCCCUGUACCAGUCCUCACACGUGGACGAGAACGACGUGCAGACGGUGUCGCACAAGUGCCUGGUGGUGGGCCUGGAGCAAUAUGAGCAGAUGCUGAAGACCAAGAAGUACCAGGACAGCGAGGGCCUCUACUACCUCGCAGGCACCUAUGAGCCCACCACAGGCAUGAUCUUCUCCACGGACGGCGUGCCCGUGCUCUGCUGAGCGCCCCCCCCCCUCGCCCAGCUGCCUCGUCCCCUGAGGGCCCACAGGGACCCUCGCCAUCACUGCCACGGCGCGGGACCAUGUGCGUUGUGUGCAUGCCAGUGUGCCCGUGGGCGUGUGCAUGUGGCCAGGUGUGCACGUGGAUGCCCCGGGCAAGUGAGUGUGUGUACAUGUGUGUGCCCGUAUGCAUGCACGUGUGUGCACCCAUGUGCACACGUCUCCACCCCAAUCUCCCAACCCCUCAGUGCCCCAGGACAGGGGCUCCUCUCUGCUAUCARGGUGUGGCUCUGCUGGCCACCCAGGGCAGUCUCAGCAGGGACAGGCCUUGGCCUCCCCAGCACCUCAUAAGCACUUGUAGAGGCAGGCCCUCCAGCCCCAGUGGGGGCCAGGUGCCCCCAGGCCCUGAAGACUGGGGGCUUGGUGGGGAGGGGGUUUCUAGGAACCCAGACUGAGGCUCGCUCUGGGUUCCAGCCACCCUCAGCAUGGAGUCCACCCAAACCUCCCGCCAUGGACAUGGGCAUCUGGUGCCAGCCAGCCUCACCAUCCACGCCAGACUGCUGAGUGCCUGUGGCCUCCACCCUCUCAGGAUGGCCUGGGCUUGGGGAGCAGAGCAGGGCCAGGGGGAGCCCAAAAGCAUCGGCAGGCGGCCCUGGCAAGGGCCUGCCCCCCAGCCCAGACCCUCACACUACAGAAAAUCCCAAUGGUGCUGAAACCCUCGCUCCGGCCACGCCUGGCCCUCCCUGCCCAGGAGGGAGGCAGCAGUUCUUAACCUGUACAGUUUUAUUGUACCAAGAGACUCGCCCCGCCCCUGUAUCAUAAGCCUUUAAAUGGAGUCAACUUUUUAAUUAUAUAUAUAAAGAUAAAUAUAUAUAAAUAUAUAUAAAUAUAAACUUUUUAAAACUG
Molecule: messenger RNA, 10373 nt
Organism: Urocitellus parryii (Arctic ground squirrel)
Lineage: Eukaryota; Metazoa; Chordata; Mammalia; Rodentia; Sciuridae
Gene: Tnrc18
Product: trinucleotide repeat containing 18
Molecular function (GO): chromatin binding
Source: RefSeq, a predicted model, not a curated record